GCGGAUAUAGUGAAUGCGGGGUCCGGGGAGAGCGGAUAUAGUGAAUGCGGGGCCCGGGGAGAGCGGAUAUAGUGAAUGCGGGGUCCGGGGAGAGCGGAUAUAGUGAAUGCAGGGUCCGGGAGAGCGGAUAUAGUGAAUGCGGGGUCCGGGGAAAGCGGAUAUAGUGAAUGCUGGGGUCCGGGGAGAGCGGAUAUAGUGAAUGCAGGAUCCGGGGAGAGCGGAUAUAGUGAAUGCGGGGUCCGGGGAGAGCGGAUAUAGUGAAUGCAGGGUCCGGGGAGAGCGGAUAUAGUGAAUGCAGGGUCCAGGGAGAGCGGAUAUAGUGAAUGCGGGGUCCGGGGAGA
Molecule: messenger RNA, 341 nt
Organism: Staurois parvus
Lineage: Eukaryota; Metazoa; Chordata; Amphibia; Anura; Ranidae
Source: the annotation of a GenBank genome assembly